Messenger RNA from Capsicum annuum, 3326 nucleotides. RefSeq names its product cation/H(+) antiporter 28. Gene Ontology annotation, biological process: regulation of pH; proton transmembrane transport. NCBI's taxonomy places the organism in Eukaryota, Viridiplantae, Streptophyta, Magnoliopsida, Solanales, Solanaceae. The record is from RefSeq and is a predicted model, not a curated record. The transcript is spliced from 4 exons. Bases 847 to 3219 code for a protein of 790 amino acids. Gene Ontology annotation, molecular function: antiporter activity. Gene Ontology annotation, cellular component: membrane; endomembrane system.
UCCGAAAUAAAAAAAUAUCUAUACGUUUUAUUUUAUAUGACGAUACUGAUUAGAAGUGUGUUUACAGAAGGAAUAUUUUUUUACACAAACUAGACAUGUGGUUAUACAGCCAAAUUUCUCUAUAACGCGUUGUUGAAGCAACAUAUUUUAAUUUUUUGAAUUAUUUCGCGAGUCUAUAAUACGCUUUUUUCUUUUAAAAGAAAAAUAAUUCUAACAUAACUAAAUAUAACAAAUAUGCUAGGAAUGUAAAGUAAACAAGACAUUUUAUAUGUAAUUGAAAAGAAUAAUGCAAUCAAAUAAGAUUAGUUAGUAAUUAAUAAACAUAUUAAGCACUUUUAAUCCAUGUAGUUAGUUAAAAAAUAAAUAGGAUUAAGAGGAUAUCCACCUUUUAAGGAAUACCAAAAUAACAUUGGAUUCAUUUUCUCUUUCUGCAAAUUUGAUCAUCUAACUAAAAAAAGAAAGAUAGAAAUGGAGUUUUAUUGAAGUAAAAGUCACUAAUUUUAUCGAGACAUCGCGCUCUUGAAGAAUAACAAUUGCCAGUUCGUUCGUUGUUGAGCUAAGACCACUAAUUUUAUUGAGACAUCCAGCGAAGAAUAACAAAUAGCAGUGCAUUCGUUUUGCCAUUCUGUGUAAAGAAUGAAAGAAAUGGAUUUUCUGAAACAGAAGACCACUAAUUUUAUUGAGACAUUUAGUGAUCUUGACAAUAACAUAUAACAUUGUGCAUUCAUUUUCCUGAAACAGAAGCCACUAAUUUUAUUGAGACAUUUCCGUUCGGGAGGAAUAACAAAUUAACAGUGCAUUCGUUUCCUCUUUUUUUUUUUUUCGUGUAUCGAUUUGAAGAAAGAAAUGGAUUUCUUGAAAAAGAACGAUACAAAAGUGGCAUGUCGAAAUCAGAUUACCAUAAGAAUUGCAUCAAUGUCUAUUUACCUCUUAGGUUUCUUCUUCGCGAUGUUCUUAUGCAACUGUGUUCAUCUUCUUCUGCGUCCAAUUUCCCAGCCUCGUAUCAUUGCAGAAGCCAUCGUGGGAUUGUUACUAAGCAAUCUUGAAUUCGUCCGUAGAAAGUUCUUAAACGACGUUGAAGUCCAGCAGACGUUGAAUUACAUUGUGGAUGCUAUUAUGGUAUGUCACAUGUUUGUCGUCGGAUUAGAAAUCGAUCCGAAUAUCUUCCUACAAGUGACAUUACCAGAGGCAAAAGUUGCUUAUUCAGGUGUACUUACAACAUUUAUAUUAGCAUGUCUCAUAACACCACUACUCAAUAUCUCUAAGCAAUCGAACGGUGUAUUCAGUUCGUGCCUCGCGAUCGUCCUGGCUGGUACAGAUUCGCCUUUGUUAACGCGACUGAUCACCGAUCUCAAGAUUGGUAAAUCAGACAUAGGUAGGUUCAUCGUUGAAGCCGGGAUACAUUCUGAUGUCGUUUCAGUCUUGCUAAUCGCUGUCGGAUUUCUCAUUUUCGAUCCUGAUAAGAACUUCCAGAGCCGUGGCGCGAUAACGAUGAUAAAGAUGAUGGCGAUUCUGGUUUUUCAGACACUGUUAGCAUCAAAGGUGGUACCACCUGUUAUGAAAUGGGUGAAUAAUGAGAAUCCUGAAGGGAAACCUAUGAAAGGUUCGCAUCUGGUCGUUGCGUUAGCAUUUAUAAUCUUGAUAUGUAGCAUGUCACCUCUUGUCAACUUCACUAAAGUCUUGAGUGCAUUUUUGGUUGGAUUAUUUAUGCCAAGAGAAGGAAGAAUAUCAAAAAUGAUGAUUGGAAAAGUGAAUUAUAUAUUUAGGACAGUGUUUUAUCCAUUGUUUUUCUUUUGGGUUGGUACAGAAGCAAAACUUUCUGAAUUUGAAGGUGGUAAAUUGGCUACAUGGGGGAAAAUAAUAGUUCCAUUUGUUAUAUCUACAAUUGGUAAAGUUCUUGGUUGUGUUGUUUCUGGUUAUAUGCUUGGAUUUCAUUGGCCUGAAUCAGUUGCUACUGGAUUGCUACUCAAUAUCAAGGGACAUUUUCAAGUUUACUUAGCUAUUAACGCGUACCGUAUGAAUAUCAUAAGUAUGUCGACAAGUAUUUCCUUGGUGUUUGUAACUUUCCUUACGAUAAUAUACACCCCGGUGGUGGUUGCAAAAAUUAUUGAACGUGCCAGGAGACGUUCUCCAACACAAAAAAUGGCACUUCAAUGGCUCAGUACGCCUAAUGAGCUUCGAAUAUUGCUCUGCAUCCAUAGUCCUCGAGAUGUUUUCUCAGCGAUAAACUUCAUGGAAAUUUCACGAGGGCCAGCAAAUCCGGGAAUCAUGGUUUACUUAACUGAUAUGAUCGAUUUAACAGAUAAAAUAGCAGCAACGUUGACACAAGGCGUUGGUGCUGAUGCUGUGACCGUGACUGAUCCUACUGUAGUUGAAAUGAGAGAGAAGAUUACGAAAGAUGUCAACGCUUAUUUAACUGAGAAUGGCGAAGGCAUUCACUUACAACGAAUGAUGGCGCUUUCUACUCUCAAUAACAUGCAUCAAGAUAUAAGUAUACUUGCUGAGGACUUACUCGUACAUCUCGUAAUACUUCCAUUUCAUAAGAAUCAAGGCGAAGAUGGACGACUUCAAGUUGGUAAUUCAAGCUUUCGCCAUAUCAAUCGUAAGGUUCUUCGAAAUGCACCUUGCUCGGUGGGGAUACUAGUUGAUCGUGGACUUGGAAAAACAGUGAUCACGAGAUCAUCCAUUACCCUCAACGCAGCAGUAAUCUUUAUUGGUGGAAAGGAUGACAGAGAAGCACUUGUUUACGCAGGCCGUGUAGCGCGACACCCUGGAGUAAAACUAACUGUCAUUAGGUUCCUAGUAGAAGCGCCCGGAGACAGCGUAUCAUCAAAGAUAGGUAAAGCGAAAUCGAAUACAACUGAACAAGUAGAAGAAAUGCAGAUAGACGAUGAGUGUUUCGCUGAGUUCUACGACAAACAUGUAGCUGGUGGACGCGUAGCGUACGCGGAGAAAUACCUCGUGAAUUCUGGACAAACGUUUUCGACGUUAAGAUCGUUAGAAGGACAGUAUGGUUUGAUUAUUGUAGGAAGAGCUGGGAGGGUUAAUUCAGUUUUAACAGUAGGGAUGAGUGAUUGGGAAGAAUGUCCUGAGUUAGGUCCUAUUGGUGAUAUUCUUUCUGCUUCUGAUUUCUCAGUAACUGCAUCUGUUUUGAUCAUUCAACAGCACAAUCUUAAAGGAGAAUUAGAUGGACUUCAUGAUGAAUUCUCAAUCAUGUAACAUGUUUUUAUAUUCAUGUUGUUAUAACAUGCUCGCGUUGUUACAAUUUGUUUGUCUGGUUCUAACUUUGCACAGAGUUCAAGAAAUGGCAAAUCGCAUGUGAUGUA